AUGGUGGGCUGCGCGGCUGCCUUGCAGUUGCGUCAAGUUCGUGCAGCAGCCCCUGCAAUUCCCCGACUCGCCAGCAGCCUGGCAUCUUCCAUCUCGGUAUUUCUCUUCACUCGCUCGAUCUGCGAUGUGAAUCAGAACGCGGGAGAGGGUGUCGGGCAGCCCGGUCAUCUGCCACUCACGGACUUGGCGACACACCAUGCAGGUACGUCAGCGGACACCCCUCCCAUCACCGUCUUCCUUGGUCUUUCUCGCCUGGAAAUCAACAGGAUGCCCGCCUCCAGGUCCUCCGCGCAGCACCCACCACGGGACUCGUGGCUAUCCAACCCAAUGUUCCUCCAGCCCAGUAUUGAGCGAGACGAUGCAGAGAUAGAGGACCUUACCCUAUCCAAUAUGGACGAGGAUCCCCUCAUGUACUUUUUAACACCCGCGCCUUACUCCUGCUCCGGCGAGGAGAGCAUGGAUUUCGAGAUGGAGUUUGAUGCCGGGAUCGAGGACGCCAAACGCCCAACUCAAAUCAUCCGGAGCGUUAGCCCAUCGAGCCUCGAGGGCCUCAGCCGGCCGCCUCCUCGGCCGCCAACACCGCCGCGGUCGCCAGCCACCCCCGACCUGGACUACGAUCUAUCUGGGACACCGGACGAGUAUGAACAGUACGAUUACAUGGAGAGCUCAUGGCCACCGCGCCGCACCAGCUCUGUGAGCUUGCCCCGCCGCCUCAAGGACAAGUUCAAGGUCCACCACCCAAAGCAAGACGCCGGACACUCCGACAGCCUGGUCCCGCCGCCGCCCUCACCGUACCCGCCGCGCACGUCGAGCCGGGGCCGUGCGACCUCCCGAACGACCAGCGGCUCACAGCAGCCCUUCGCGGCUUCGACAACCGGAAGAAGGUCCCGCGCCGCACCGGCCCGCCUCUCGCCGCAUGCGUGGCGCGAGCCGAGCCCGGACGUAUGGGCGAUCGAGGAGGAGCCCGAGGCGGAGCUGCACAGCGAGGUGGGGGACGGUAGCUUUUUGGAGGACGCCAGGGCUGGAAGCGCUAGCCCGGUAGACAUCCCGGCUGCGAAGCCGAAGAAGAGGGUGCGGUUCGUGCUGCCCCCUAUGGAGGAUCGCGGGGCCACGUAUUAA
Molecule: messenger RNA, 1119 nt
Organism: Chaetomium fimeti
Lineage: Eukaryota; Fungi; Ascomycota; Sordariomycetes; Sordariales; Chaetomiaceae
Exons: 3
Coding region: 1-1119 (372 amino acids)
Source: RefSeq, a predicted model, not a curated record